Ilex paraguariensis (yerba mate) is the source of this 417-nucleotide messenger RNA. NCBI's taxonomy places the organism in Eukaryota, Viridiplantae, Streptophyta, Magnoliopsida, Aquifoliales, Aquifoliaceae. The record is from the annotation of a GenBank genome assembly.
AUGUGUUAUGUGGGUAAAGCGACCAAGAUCUUCAUCUUCAUCAUCACAGUUCUUGUGGUCACCGGCCUUGUCUUGGGAUUUGGGCUUCUAAGGCAUGCCGUACAGAAAUCUCAUAAAUGCUCCGGCGACUCUUGCCGGGAUUCCUCCAGAGUUUUCCCCGAUCCCAACCCUGUUAAUCCCUUCUCUAAUCCAAGUCCCAACCCAAGUUCAAGCCCAAGCCUAAGCCCACCUCCACCUCCACCUCCACCGCCACCUAACUCAAACCCUAGCUCAAAUCCGAGCCCUCCGCUACCGCUACCGCCACCGCCUCCAUCUCCUCCUUUGCCUCCACCACCGCCGCCGGUUGUUGCAACGGCUCCACUGCCAUUGAUCAGUCCUCCGAGCCCAGUGUUGGUCACUCCAGAUCAGAUGGAUUAG